Coffea eugenioides is the source of this 1469-nucleotide messenger RNA. RefSeq lists its product as uncharacterized. The record is from RefSeq and is a predicted model, not a curated record. Lineage: Eukaryota; Viridiplantae; Streptophyta; Magnoliopsida; Gentianales; Rubiaceae. The coding region runs from base 293 to 937 and encodes 214 amino acids. Gene Ontology annotation, molecular function: protein-disulfide reductase activity. The transcript has 3 exons.
CAUUCUACAUGCCCCGCAUGCCUCGCACUUGAGUCGGUCGCGCUCUGCAAAGGGAUUUUGCCAAAAUUGUUGUUGUGGACCUGCUGCAGAACAAUUCCCCUAAACGACAUCGUGCCGUCAAACUGUUACAAACUCAACCCCAUCGAAUCAAAGCCGACUUGGAGCUGAAGGAACCAAAAACAGAAGCACAAGUGGAAUUCAAAAUGGAAAUAUAAAAGCAAACAUAAAUAAAUUUCCCAAUUUUUUUUUUUUAAAAAGAGCCUAUUUUUUCUACAGACCAGAAAGUUGGAAAAUGAAGACGGUGAUGACGCUUAGAAGUGGUUUAGGAGCAUUAAGAGCAGUUCGGGGAAACUUUGCCAGCUUGCAUUUCUCAACAAAAACGUCGCCCCCGCCGCCGUUAGCUUUUGGUGCAGCUGCUGACGUGGCGGCUGAUGAUUUACUCCUCCACAAUCCUCCGGCUUCCGCUGCUACGGUCGAGACGGAGCCCACUCUUCUUCAGCCUGGCGUCGUCGUGUACGACGGCGUUUGCCACCUCUGCCACAGAGGGGUGAAGUGGGUGAUUGAAGCUGACAAGGACAAAAAGAUCAAAUUCUGUUGUCUUCAAUCUAAAGCUGCAGAACCAUACAUGAGAGGAUGUGGGGUUGAUAGAGAUGAUGUUCUGCGCCGUUUUCUGUUCAUUGAAGGUCCAGGUCUUUACCACCAAGGCUCCACUGCUGCACUGAGGGUUGUGUCUUACUUGCCAUUACCUUAUUCUGCAUUAAGCUCUCUGACAAUUGUCCCAACCCCGUUAAGGGAUGUUGUCUAUGAUUAUGUUGCCAAGCGGCGGUAUGACUGGUUUGGGAAGAGUCCUGAUUGCUUAGUUAUCAAAGAAAAAGAGUUGCUGGAGCGUUUUAUAGAUUGGGAAGAAAUACUAGAUAAGAGCCGACCAGGGUUGUGAUUGUCUUCAAAUUAUCAGAGAUUUGCCAGUUAAUUGGGCGAUCGAUGUGGUUAAGAACUGAAGUAUUUGGAUUUCUCUGUAGGAUUUUUUUGGAUGUAAUGUUGAUAUUUGGAAGUUGAUGAGGGAGGCUACAAAUCAAAUUAGAGCAUCCUAACUGACAGUUUUAAUCAUCACUUAAAAGCUAGAAUGAGUGAACGAUCCGUGAAAGGGGAAUUUGUUUUUUGAUUUUUUCCUUCUCAGCACCCGGACUCUGUCCUGUUAUUUGGCGCUCUACAUGUUGGAUCUGAUACAAACUGGUCAACUGAAAGCAGCUUCGCUUCAUUGUAGAUGCAAUUUCUGUAUUCUCACAACUAAAGAAGGAUGACACAGACAUGAUAUGAUGGCCACUGGUUUACCACUUUUUGUUUCCUCGUUCUGUUAUCUUUCUUGGGAUACAUGCUUUCUUGUUCAUUAUCAUGGAUUACAUUCUUGUUGCUGGCUUUGUAGCUUGCUGUUUGAGUUAUUGGUCUGAUAGCUUUCAUUAUCUCUUUAA